AUGUCAACCGACUCGAUCGACAAGACCGUCGCGCUCGACGCGACGCUGCCGACGCUGCCCGGGGACCCGGAGAAAGCCGUCCCGGGCGUCACCUUCCUCGUCGACGAAACUCACGCGUCCGAGUACGACGAGUAUCUUCAUAUGAAGGCCAGAUAUGCUGCCGACCCAAAGGCUUGGAAGAGCGUCCUGCGUAAGCUCGACCUCCGGGUCCUGCCCAUGCUCAUCAUCUUCUAUCUGCUCAACUCCCUCGACAAAGCGAACGCCGGAAACGUCAAGGUCUACACCUUCCUCGAGGACACGAACAUGACCUCGCACCAGUUCAACCUGGCCCUCACUUGGUUCUUCAUCACCUAUGCGCUCCUCGAGGCGCCGUCCAACAUGUGCUUGCGGCGAUUCGGCGCUCGCUUGUGGCUGUCGAUGCUAGUCGUCUUGUGGGGUGCUGUCACCUUGGGCAGUGCCUGGGUCAAGAGCUAUGGUGACUACAGCGCCGCUCGCGUGCUGCUCGGAGUCUUCGAGGCUGGUCUUUUCCAAGGCUGCUUUUACACCCUGUCGACGUGGUACAUAGCGACUGAGUUACAGACUCGGUGUGCCAUGUGGUACAGUGCCGCAAUGCUGUCCGGGGCAUUCGGCGGACUGCUAGCCUACGCGGUCGGAGGGUUGCAGGGCCAUCUGGGGCUCAAGCAAUGGCAGUACCUCUUCAUCAUCGAAGGCGCCAUCACCGUCUUCUUCGGCCUCCUCGGCUUCUGGCUGUGUCCCGACUUCCCGUGGAGGUUCGAGUCGUCCUGGUUCACACCCGAAGAGAUGCGUUACCUUAAGCUCCGCGUCCGGUACAAGGACGGUCCCGUUCCUCCAGACAAUUCGUUCCAAUGGAGCACGUUCUUUGAAGCUGUCAAGGACUGGAAGACAUACAUGAUCGCGUCACUGUUGGCAUUUGGGGGUUCAGUCCCGACAUACUCUGUCAACUACACCCUGGCAACUAUGGUCAAGGCGCUCGGCUACUCAUCCGUUAAAGCCCAAGCUCUGACGGCACCUCCCUACGUGUUCGCAUUUUUUUGCGUGCUCGCCAUCUCGAUAUAUUCGGACAAGUACCAGUGCCGAGCACGAUCCCUGAUCAUCAGCUACACAGUGGGCACCAUUGGCAUUAUUAUACUGUGGCCGUCGCUCCAUUACAAGGGCGUCGCCGGCCUGUCGUACUUUGCGCUGUUCCUAGUUGUCGCAGGGUUCAACAUGCAAGCGCCAGCCGUUGGAUCCUGGCUCGGGAGCAAUGUGCGGAAUCCCACCAAGCGCGCCGCGGCGAUGGGGUGGCAAUCAACCUGGGCCCAGCUUGCAGGCGGCACGAUCGGUUCCAACAUCUUCAUUGGAUCCGAGGCUCCGACAUAUACCACUGCGUUUGUCAUUCUCAUCGUCCUGGUGGCUGUCGGGGGAUACGGUGCUUGCAUCGCCAACUGGUACUGCCUCAGAGCUGCGAACCGCAAGAAGGAUGCGAUCCCGCUUGAAGAGAUUCAAGGGAAAUACACGGAUGAGGAGCUCUCUAAGAUGGGAGAGAAUUCGCCCUUUUUCAGAUACACGUUGUAG
This is a messenger RNA of Anthostomella pinea, 1575 nucleotides long. The record is from the annotation of a GenBank genome assembly. NCBI's taxonomy places the organism in Eukaryota, Fungi, Ascomycota, Sordariomycetes, Xylariales, Xylariaceae.